AUGCUGUCCUCUUCCUUCCGUAAAGUCACCUCAGUCAUCAGGCCCAUCGCUAUGCGGUCUUUCGCCACUGGUCCAGCCACUGGUGGAGAGAUCUCCGACGAUCUUCUCGCAAAGCUUGGUGGCUUGUCCACCCAAGCAUUGGUUGAUGGUCUUUGGGUCAUGGGAUGGCCAUCUGCCCAAAUCGAUGGAGCUCGUGCUCUUGCACCAGGAAUGAAGUGUGUUGGCCGUGCUGUUACCUUGAACUUUGUUCCAGCUCGUCCUGAUAUUGCUCAAGACAAGCCUCCUGCCGGUGAAUCUCCAGAAUACGAAGCCUUUGAGAAGUGCGGACCAAAUGAAGUUCUUGUCAUGUCUUCUGUCGGACCAUGGGAGAGUGUUGGUGGAGACAUCAAGUUCCUUCGAUUGAAGCAACUCGAAAUUGGGGGACUCGUCACUGAUGGAAGUGUCAGAGAUACCGAUGAAAUCAUCGACUACGGCUUCCCAUGCUUCGCAUAUUCUACCACUGCUCGCCAAGGACCAGCUGCCAUGCAACCAUGGGAGUGCAAUGGUGUGAUUAAUGUUAGUGGAGUCACCGUCCGCCCUGGUGAUGCAAUCGUGGGAGACCAAGACGGUGUUGUGGUUGUUCCAGCAAAGGUUGCCGAGACAGUUUACUCCAUUGCCCACGGACGUGAAGUCAUUGAGGACAUUGUCAAGGAGGAAUUGACCAAAAACCCUGGUCCCCCAGGAAAGUUCUAUCCAUUCAUGAGCGGAAAGAUUAAGGUUGGCUCCCCUCUUGCAGAACUCCUUGCCUCGAAGGGGAUCACCCCUGAGAACUCGAACCAAUUCGAAGGAACUGCCGACUGGUAA
Messenger RNA from Cylindrotheca closterium, 843 nucleotides. The record is from the annotation of a GenBank genome assembly. NCBI's taxonomy places the organism in Eukaryota, Bacillariophyta, Bacillariophyceae, Bacillariales, Bacillariaceae.